Messenger RNA from Enhydra lutris kenyoni (northern sea otter), 1230 nucleotides. RefSeq names its product charged multivesicular body protein 3. The transcript has 6 exons. NCBI's taxonomy places the organism in Eukaryota, Metazoa, Chordata, Mammalia, Carnivora, Mustelidae. Gene Ontology annotation, cellular component: multivesicular body; ESCRT III complex. The record is from RefSeq and is a predicted model, not a curated record. Gene Ontology annotation, biological process: late endosome to vacuole transport; endosome transport via multivesicular body sorting pathway; protein transport. The coding region runs from base 135 to 800 and encodes 221 amino acids.
CCUCCCUGCGGCCGCUCCUUUUUCUGGGAGUCUGGGCUCCUUCCCUAUCGCCUGCCCCGCCCAGGCGGCUGCCCGUGACCUGCCUGGGCGCAGGGAACGGAAAGCCGGAAGGGGCAAGACGAGUUCGGUUCGCCAUGGGGCUGUUUGGGAAAACCCAGGAGAAGCCGCCCAAAGAGCUGGUCAAUGAAUGGUCAUUGAAGAUAAGAAAGGAAAUGAGAGUUGUUGACAGGCAAAUAAGAGAUAUCCAAAGAGAAGAAGAAAAAGUGAAACGGUCAGUGAGAGAUGCUGCCAAGAAGGGUCAGAAGGACGUCUGUGUGGUGCUAGCCAAGGAGAUGAUCAGGUCAAGGAAGGCCGUGAGCAAGCUCUACGCUUCCAAAGCGCACAUGAACUCCGUGCUCAUGGGGAUGAAGAACCAGCUGGCGGUUUUGCGAGUGGCUGGUUCCCUGCAGAAGAGCACAGAAGUGAUGAAGGCCAUGCAGAGUCUUGUGAAGAUCCCAGAAAUCCAGGCCACCAUGAGAGAGCUAUCCAAAGAGAUGAUGAAGGCUGGUAUCAUAGAAGAAAUGUUAGAGGAUACUUUUGAAAGCAUGGAUGAUCAGGAAGAAAUGGAAGAAGCAGCAGAAAUGGAAAUUGACAAAAUUCUUUUUGAAAUCACAGCAGGGGCGUUGGGCAAAGCACCUAGUAAAGUGACCGACGCCCUUCCAGAGCCGGAACCUCCAGGAGCCAUGGCAGCAUCAGAAGAUGAGGAGGAGGAGGAGGCCCUGGAGGCCAUGCAGUCCCGGCUGGCCACACUCCGCAGCUAGGGGCCGCCCCGCCGGGCCCUCGCGCUCCUUCCCUGCCCGCCUGCCAGGAGCCGGCACACUCCUCUGAAGCGGCCACCAUUUUAUGUGUCUCUUGCACUACACCUCUGAACGAGCACUGCGUUCUGAGAAGGUUCUCUGCUCAUAUCUCUCCAUCUUUGCCGAGGUUUUGGGAUCUCAACGGGUUUGUCCUUGAGAGGUGGGGUUAUACAUAGAAGUAUCUUUUGGGGGGGCAAAGGAAUCAGUCUUCUCGCAGUGCAUCAUCUUCAGGAAUAUAGACAGAAGUUUCUUUUGGAGGAAAGGGCAAAGGAAUCGGUCUCUCCAGAAGCACUUCUGAAAUUAGAGUUGAUUGCCUGAAUGUUGAGAAUUCUAUCUUUUUUGUCCCUAAAACACUAUAUAAAGUGGAUUUUAAUAAAUUUCUGCUUUAACACUU